Molecule: messenger RNA, 1680 nt
Organism: Pyrenophora tritici-repentis Pt-1C-BFP
Lineage: Eukaryota; Fungi; Ascomycota; Dothideomycetes; Pleosporales; Pleosporaceae
Source: RefSeq, a predicted model, not a curated record
AUGGUUUUCACAGUCAACCUGACUUUCCUAGAAAUCCAAUUUGGGCUGCAAGAGACCACAAUUGAUCAGCCUUACAGCAUAUUGCAUCGUCUCAGACUUGCAAAAGCAUAUAGAGAUCUUGGAUAUCCUGACCUCGCGGCAGGAGAUGCGUACAAAGCCUUGAUUCUGAUUGAUGAAGUGGUUCAGGAAGGCGAAUACCAUGACGACGCCCUGGAGGCGGCGCGAACGGACAUCGCCACUGAACAAAUGAGAGAUGUAGCUGUAGAUUCUGAGAAGGAAGUUACGUCUUUUGAAGAUGACGAGAUCGCGGCCUGGGCACAAACGCGAUGGUCGAAGAAUGCACACGAUGCCCUCAUUGGGUGUCUGAUAGAUUGUGGAUGUUUCCGCAGUGCGUUUGAUUACAUCUCUCGUGCAAAAAAGGCGUUUCCAGACGAUAAAGUCUUCCAUAAUUACGAUGAUACAUUGUCGAGCCGUCUUCGAUCCUACUUCGCGGACAACGGAGAAGCCCUAGAAGAUAUAAAUAUAGAAGAGUACCCAGAUAAAGGCCUGGUUCGCCGCGAGAAGUACCCUUGGAAUCAUCACGAACCAAACCGGUUCUCAACAGAGUGCCUGGACUUUCUCAACAAGGAGCUCACAAACAUAGCCCCGAUGUUGGAAGUGAGGGUCGCUGAACUACCUGUUCUCACUACCACGGACACCACAAACGGAUCAAUUCCGGAUUCAAAAUAUACGAAACAACUUGGACUCUUUGCCAAGGAGGAUAUAGCCCCGGGCGAGAAGGUCUUGGAGGAGAAGUCUCUGCUCACUGCUAUCUCAAGGCUCCAUGAUUCAUAUUGCGAUGCUUGCAGUAUACCUUUCUCGACUUCCGAAGACCAAAAGGACGCAAUCAUCUCAUGCGAGGAAUGCGAUGAAGUCUUCUUUUGCAGUGAAGAAUGCCACGAUCUAGCACAAGAUCACUAUCACCCCUCAAUUUGUGGAGUCAACUUGGAUCAAGGCAAGGUACCGGUGCGCGAGGCGGCAGACUAUCUCUAUACCCUUCUCCUUUUCCGCGCUCUGGCAUUGGCCGAAACUCAGGACCUUCACCCACUCGAGUUGAAAGAAGUGCGUUACAUAUGGGGUGACUACCACGGCAAGGAUCUUGGAGUCGCGUGGCAAGCAGGCACGUCCGGUCGUCUGAGUAACCCGUUCGGUCAUGUCCCACAAACACUACCUUUUUCUUUUAAGAACAACAUCCUCAUGCCAUUGAAUGUUCUGGAGAAGAUGGAUGUCAACAUCUUCACACAAAGCCACCGUUACGACACUUGGAUCUUCAACGCACUGUAUGCGAAGUUCCGGGGAACGGCGUCCGCACAACAGGGCUUGGACGGAAAACCUGAGAUUAGUGCUGUUCAUCCCAUGUGGUGUCUCGCAAACCAUAGCUGUGAUCCGAACGUAGCCUGGGAGUGGCGUGGAUCGAUGCGUUUCUGGACCCGUGAGCAGAUGGUUGAUUGGAUGGGUAGAGAUCAGGACAAGGGUCCUGGUCUCAAGAAAGACGAGGAGGUCUUUGGUCAUUACUGCGACAUUCGUUUACCGGUCAAGGAACGACGUGAAUGGGCCGUGGGGGCACUUGGUGGUGAGUGCAUGUGCGCUAGAUGUGUAUGGGAAGAGGCAGCGGAGCAGAAGCAGGGUGGUUCACAUUAA